AUGCCCAUCCUUCUCAGCAAUGACGGCCCGCUGCUAUCGACAGUCCUUGCUCUAAGCGCUGCCGAAUGGGAUCGCAGAGGCGCUCACGACGGAGUCGAUUAUGGCAACAGCGCCAUCCGAUACAAGGGGAGGGCUCUGAGCCAGCUCAGGUCCAGCAUCAUGGCGGAGACCAAUGCCGAGGAAAAUGUUUUGACGUGUGUGCUUCAGGCUUCAUUGGAGAUCUCGGCAGGUUCUGGGCCGGACUGGCUGCUUCAUCUCCGCGGAGCAUUGGCGAUCAUGGAGAACCAUCCUGGUUGUGUCAGCGCCAAUUGUGCAGCUUUAGCUCUGCAAUACUUCCGAUUCCGAUACAUCUUGAUGAAGACGACGGAAAACAGAGAGCCUGGUCGGAAUGAUGCAAAAACAAAUUGCCCCAAGUCAGAUCAGUGCGGCAAUGCAAUCGAAGCCCUCAACAGAAUCUCCCUGAAGCCAGAGAGCCGACAAACUGUUCAUCCCCAGACUGGCUGCUCGACUGAACUGGUGGAGCUGAUCAACUUGAUCAGUUUGACGGCGAUCAACGAUCAACAGCCGUCAACAGCAUCCGAAGAUGGCCCAUCUCUGGAGAAACGCAUUCGGGAGUUGGAGUUCCACGCAACGGAAGAUUAUCUCUUGAAAAGCGCGGAAUGCUUCAGACUCGCCACGCUGAUAUACUUACACCUCAAGGUGUACCACGCUCCGAUUCGGUUUCCGUCAAUGUCGACCUUGCUGCAGCCGUUGAUAGAUUGUCUCGCAGAGGUCAUCCGCGAAGAUCUGCCGCGGCGGUCAUUCCCGAUGUGGCCGCUGUUCAUCGCGGGGUGCACCAGCUGUAUCGACGAGCAUCGCAAAGCUGUGCUCGAUAUGCUGAAUCUGCUCGACGACAAGUGGCCCAUCAGCAACAUCUCCACCGUCACAGAAGUCAUGGCGACAAUCUACAACUUCCGGGACCUCAACGACGGUUUGGCUGCAACUGUGCAACAUGACUGGCAGCAUAUCAUUGGCAAGUUCGGAUGGAAGCUGUCUCUGUCGUGA
Colletotrichum siamense is the source of this 1044-nucleotide messenger RNA. RefSeq lists its product as uncharacterized. Bases 1 to 1044 code for a protein of 347 amino acids. Gene Ontology annotation, molecular function: DNA-binding transcription factor activity; transcription cis-regulatory region binding. The record is from RefSeq and is a predicted model, not a curated record. NCBI's taxonomy places the organism in Eukaryota, Fungi, Ascomycota, Sordariomycetes, Glomerellales, Glomerellaceae. Gene Ontology annotation, biological process: positive regulation of transcription by RNA polymerase II. The transcript has a single exon. Gene Ontology annotation, cellular component: nucleus.